CGCCCGCUGACGCAGCGUCCAGGACCGCGGACUUCCGAAAGCCCGAUCAACGCGCGCACUCGAGCGAGCGUCAAGACGACCUCCGAAGCGGAUGCGCCAAUGCGGCACACGCACACACCCACACGCGGCGGUGUUGCGUCGGCACCGGCGGCGUGCAACGCGCAGGAGAUAUAUAAACGAGAGCCGGAAUCGUGAGCCAACAUCCCGACGCCCGAGGAGUGCGCGAGGUUAGAAGCACCCGAGACGCCGACAUGAGCCAACGCGUGGAGCCCCUCAACGCAGCCGCAGCCAGCGCGGUGCUGCUGCUUUUGGCACAGCUCUCCAGCCACUGGGUGCCCGUCCUGUCACAGGGAAUACUGUCCGAUGAAGAAGCGGCUUACUUGGCACCUUCGGCCAAGUACCGGCAGCCGCGAGAUCCCCUGGUGGAGUUGCUGCGGGAGCAACUGCCCCCGACCCGGACCAUCACCGGCAGCGGCGGUCUGUUCUCCAUCAACGAGACUGUGCGCGGCGUGGAGUACCAGGGUCACGUGUCCGUCCAGAAGGGACACCUCCACGGCCUCGCAGUCGUCUCGAGGUCGGCGAAGAGUUGCGGCCACCGCAAGUUGCAGCUGAUGUGGCCUCGCGUGACGGCCACGUUCAAGUUCAAGGCUUCGGUGAACGGCGUCCGCGUUCUCGGCGUGGCCACGGUGUACCUGCUGCCGGCCACCUCGCACGUGCCCCUGGACGUCGACGGUAUGCCCGCGGGCUCGUACCGCGUGGACGCUGUCAAGGCCUCGUCAUUCGGCCUGUCCUCGCUCAAGGGCUUCACGCGCCUCGUCGGUCACAUGUCACGGCGGCUGACGUUCGCGAGCCAAGCCGCGCUGCGCUCUUUUCUCACCGGCGAAGGGCGCAAGGUGCUCGACGCGACACUGCGCAGACUGUACAACGAGGCGACGCCUGGCGCCGCGUUGGUGUGCUGAGCGGGAGAGUGAAUGAAGUACUCGAGCACUGUACGUACAUAGGCGCGCAGCUUUAUGCUAUGCUGUCAAAAGGCGGUGUAUAGGAAAGCGCCUCGAUCGCCACACUCUUGUGUCGCAUCAGGCAAUCGAUGAAAGGAACGAAAGAGUUGUGGUCGCCAUCGUACAAGUCAAAGCUUUAGCGGCUUUAGUUUAAGCUAGAGUUACUGUAUAUGCUACCAAAGGUAAUUCUAGUUUAAGCUGCUAGCGAGCGGCCCCUGGCGGCAGCACAGUGUAUGACAGGCUGUCUCGUCUCGUCAAACGUGUUGCACACUGCAGGACUGAGGACAGACAGCGUUUUCAGGCAGCAGGCAGACUACGUUUUUUUAUAUUUAUUUUUUUUAGGAAGGAAAAGGGGUAUAAGCCACGCGACCAUGGAGUGUACUGAAAUGUGAAACGCCAACACAUGCGCAGUGCAUGCAGCUCGCAUGUACGAAGUUGCCAUUUUUGCACCUGACGAGAUCGCGUGUAAACAUGGGGUAAUAAAUCUAUGCCACGUGUGUCUGUUUA
Molecule: messenger RNA, 1505 nt
Organism: Dermacentor albipictus
Lineage: Eukaryota; Metazoa; Arthropoda; Arachnida; Ixodida; Ixodidae
Source: RefSeq, a predicted model, not a curated record